Pochonia chlamydosporia 170 is the source of this 339-nucleotide messenger RNA. RefSeq lists its product as hypothetical. The coding region runs from base 1 to 339 and encodes 112 amino acids. NCBI's taxonomy places the organism in Eukaryota, Fungi, Ascomycota, Sordariomycetes, Hypocreales, Clavicipitaceae. The transcript has a single exon. The record is from RefSeq and is a predicted model, not a curated record.
AUGAGAUUUUCAUCGACAUGCUCCAGCAAAUUACUGAGGGUUUCUUCCACUGACAAUGUUGCGGGCGCUGCAUGCCGCCUCCCGCCAUCAAUGCCGCCAUCAAAACGCCCCGGCCUCCCGUACCCGAGCCCGUCGACCUCGUCCUGGCCCUGGUCCCCUAGCCACCCCUGUCCAUGUCGACCCUCCAGCUCCCCAAGACCGCACUUGAGAUCUCUAGCUCCAACUCUCCCGGAUUGUUUGUCUUACCACACCCCUCUGGCUCUCGCGGCCGUACUUCACCUUCACCCUCACGUCCUUUCCCAUGUUCCCCCCCAUUCCCGGCUAGGUUCAAGCGACUAA